CUCCUGAACCAACAUGCAAAUCCUGCACACUGACACUGACACCAGGUAAGGGGAUACCCAGCACAUUUACAUCCCUGCACCUGCCCUGCUCUCAAGACCAGAGGCACCAAAAUCCCCCCACCAGCAGCUCUAUAAAGCUCCUCUUUCCAGACCUGACACUCAGGCAACAGCAGACGCUGACCUGUGUUUGGCAUUGGUGCAACAACCCCUUGUCCAGCACAGCACUGCUCCCAGCUCCCAGGAUGGAAGCUUGUCUCUCUCCAGAGCAAUUCAAUGUCACCUCAUACACUGCCACGGCUGUGGCCAUUGUCACCUUUGAGGCGUUUGCUGGCAUGUGGAUAAAUGCUUUCAUUGUUUCUGUGAUUUGCAUGACCUGGAUCAAAAGAAAAACCAUGAACUCUAAUGAGAAGAUCUUGUUGGUUUUGGGGUGCUCCAGGAUUUGGUUUUUGUGCAUCUCUUGGGUAUAUUGCUUUCUCUCACUAAUCUACACCAAUUAUCUUCAUGUUCAUCCCAUAUUUGAACUUGUUGGGAGUGCUCAGAGCUUUCUCAAUUGUUCCAACUUGUGGGUUUCAGCCUGUCUUUGUGUCUUUUAUUGCAUAAAAAUUGCCAAUUUCAGGAACAGCUUCUUCUUCUACCUGAAAGGAAAAAUUGACAGGAUUGUACCCUGGCUCUUGUUGGGAUCAGUGCUUUUCUCCCUGGUCAUGGGAAUCAUUGUCUACGAUACCAUUGAUAAAGCUUUCUGUAAAAACCUCAAUUUCACCAGCCAAGGAAGGAUCUGGAAAGCAAGUAUCAGCACAGAAGAACAUUUUUUCCCCCGUUAUUUUAUCAUUGGUUUUGGAUAUGCCAUUUCAUUCACAGCAGUUAUCUUGUCUGCCUUUCUCCUUCUCUUUUCCCUCUGGAGACACAAACGCAACAUGCAGACAAACUCCAUGAAGGACCUCAGCAUGGAUGCCCACAUCAAAGCCAUGAAAUCCAUUCUCUCCUUCUUCAUAAUGUACAGCAUCAACUUUAUAUGUCUGAUCUUGACUCUCAUUUAUUCAAUGAAGAAUGAACAUGCCAUGAUGCUGCUUCUCCUUAUGUAUGUGUAUGCCUUUCCAGGUGUUCAUUCCCUUAUUCUGAUUUUCAGCAAUCCCAAACUGGAAAACACACUGCUAAGGAUUCUGCCUUGUAGGAAGCUUUGCAUGAGGUAG
Molecule: messenger RNA, 1190 nt
Organism: Pipra filicauda (Wire-tailed manakin)
Lineage: Eukaryota; Metazoa; Chordata; Aves; Passeriformes; Pipridae
Product: taste receptor type 2 member 9-like
Exons: 1
Coding region: 243-1190 (315 amino acids)
Biological process (GO): sensory perception of taste; G protein-coupled receptor signaling pathway; detection of chemical stimulus involved in sensory perception of bitter taste
Cellular component (GO): membrane
Molecular function (GO): bitter taste receptor activity; G protein-coupled receptor activity
Source: RefSeq, a predicted model, not a curated record